UCACCUUCUCCUUCACAUCGAUUCUCCUCACACGGUGCGCCAUACUCGACUGCGCCAUCUGCGAAUGCAACAUCGAAGGCCUCUACAGAGACGCUGCCUCUUGCAUCAAGUCAACGCAGGAUGUCAUGGCAGCCGGGUCGGAAAACGGUGGAGCAGCUCGAAGCCGAGUACAAUGACGAUGAGGAUGACGAGGUCCCGGACGAAGCAAUCCUUGAGAAUGUCCCGAUGUCACCCAUGCCUGGACAUCAACAGAAUUAUUUGCGAUCACCCAGCACACACUCUUUACGUUCAACCACUCCAAGCCCUCACCGAAGACCCUCAUACGCCAACCUCCAUUCUGCCAAUAUUCCCAAGAAUGCCCGCCGACCAUCUGCUCCACCAACAACUCAUCCUCAUAGCCGAACGCCACGCUCUCCCCACCGGUCGAAGUCAUGGUCUGACGAUCUCAAUCUCGAGGCCAAGAGGCUUUCACAAGCCUUAGAAGUAUAUGCCGAAAAAGCCGCACAGGACCCUGCGCCAGCCAGCAAUCGACCAAUGUCACUUACUGCCCCGAAAAGUCCGCUGCGCGCUACAUUUUCAAAACGAAACAAAUCAGUCGCUGAGAUUCCGACCUUUCCACCCAUACAAACAUCCGUCGUCACGCUCGAUCCGAUUCCUAUCAGUAAAGAGAAGGAAGCCGUCCUCACACGGACGCGACCCUCAUGGCUGCCUCCAAAGAGCAAAAAGGAAGAAAAGCGUCAUUUGAAGGAAUUCCAACAGAUGAUGGCUCGAGCGGCCGAGGCGGAGAAGAAACGGGCUGCAAAGGAUCAGGAAGCCCAAGAGACACGCGAGGAGAUGCAAGACAGCAUCGCGCGCAUCUGGGAGCAACACGUUCUACCAAACUGGGAUGCAGUAGUCCGCGAGCCACGCACUCGUGAGCUCUGGUGGCGCGGCGUGACUCCUCACAACCGCGGCCAGGUCUGGUCCCGAGCCAUUGGCAAUGAACUCGAGCUCACAGCCGCAUCCUACAGCGCCGCGUUAUCACGCGCCCACACCCUCGAAUCGAGCAUCAGUACUCUACCCGUCGAGGACCGCGCCCACCACAAAGAGGCCGCCUGGUUCGACGCGAUCACUCGCGAUGUGCCAAAUGUCCUUCCAGAAGAACGUGUCUUCCAAAUGGGCGGACGUCUGCACGCUCAGCUCCGCGACGUCCUCAAAGCCUACGCCAUGUACCGCAGCGACGUCGGCUACGUCUACGGAACGCACCUCAUCGCCGGUCUCCUAGUCCUCUACCUCCCCAACGACCCGGCCGCCGCAUUCGUCGUCUUGGCAAACAUGCUCAACCGUCCUCUACCUCUGGCUUUCCUCGUCCACGACCCCGUCGCCAUGGCCCGCACGCACGAACUUGUCCUCUCCACCCUCCGAUACAAAUUCCCUUCCCUCCACGACCAUCUCACUUCAUCCGCUCUGGGUCUCCAGCCGGACGAAUACCUCGAUCCAUUAUUCCGCUGUCUCUUUGCGUACAACUUGCCUUCCAGCCAUGUGGCCCGCAUCUGGGAUCUGUAUGCGUUCGAGGGUGAUCGGGCGUUGAUCCGCGCGGCAGUGGCGGUGUUGGGUUGUCUCGAGAGCAAGCUCUACGGCUCUAAAGAGGAGGUGCUCAAUGUCAUCUCCUGGCGCUGCGAGGCCGCGUGGGAUCUGGGAGACGAGGAGGUCUUUGUCAAGGCUGUUCGGGAAGCGGGUAAAGUCGAUGGAAAAGGAGGAGAAAAUUGAGUGGAACGCUGCAAUCUCGACUGAGUUUUGCCAUCAUCAAACCCCUCCUCUAUCGACGACUUCGCUCGCAUUCAUUAUUUCCUGUCUCUCUCUUGUAAUCAAGGUGGACGGGAUCAAACCACUCUAAGCAAAAGAGAAAAGAUCUCGCUCACCCUCACACGAAACAUCUCAAUCAUUUCCAUCAUCAUUCAUUGCAUUUCUCACAAACCCGGCGCCAGAAUCGCAUAUACAUAUACACGCAGCGAGCAUCAUUGCAAGGGGGAAAGGGGACGGCGUUAAUUCUACAACUCUACUUUCCUCAGGAGUUUUUCUGUCAUUCUUAUAAAUACACAUUGGCUCACUGCCUAGGUUGUUUAUUUAUCUACCUUCGUCAUGAAAUUA
This is a messenger RNA of Dissoconium aciculare CBS 342.82, 2130 nucleotides long. Its product is annotated as RabGAP/TBC. NCBI's taxonomy places the organism in Eukaryota, Fungi, Ascomycota, Dothideomycetes, Mycosphaerellales, Dissoconiaceae. The record is from RefSeq and is a predicted model, not a curated record. The transcript is spliced from 2 exons. The coding region runs from base 121 to 1749 and encodes 542 amino acids.